Molecule: messenger RNA, 444 nt
Organism: Racocetra fulgida
Lineage: Eukaryota; Fungi; Glomeromycota; Glomeromycetes; Diversisporales; Gigasporaceae
Source: the annotation of a GenBank genome assembly
AUGACGUACGCACUACGUGCAGAUGUCAUAUCAUAUCUUCAAGAUUGUUUUAAAGAACCAAAUAAUAGAGUAAAGCUUGGACCGAUAAUAGUUUCUGGUCAACCUUCAAAUCCAUAUCCUGAUUUUCCUUGCGGCGACUUCAAAGCAAGAUUAUGGGCACGUCGAGCACUAUUAGAUGGUGCAUUAUCCUUAAAUGCAACUUUAACAGGAAAUAGAAUAUAUGUCAAUGAGUGGGAAUGUGGAACUAUACAUCAUAAUACUCAUGAACCAACCAGUUGUAAUGCUCUGAAUAAUAAUGAAUUUCAAGUAACUAUUCCUGUUAGAGAUGCCUUUUGGGAUCCUCCAAUUUUGGGUGGAGUUCCAAAUGUUGAAAAUUAUACUGAAGUGAUACCCGAUAAUGUUGUUGGUGAAAAUUUUGUUAUUGACUUAUAUGACAUACAGCAA